Molecule: messenger RNA, 687 nt
Organism: Prunus avium (sweet cherry)
Lineage: Eukaryota; Viridiplantae; Streptophyta; Magnoliopsida; Rosales; Rosaceae
Source: RefSeq, a predicted model, not a curated record
AUUUGUCUGUGCCUAAUGUCCUGGUCAUGUUUUAUUUCUGAACAGGAAGGAGCGACAAAGGAAGAGAUCGACCAUUUGCCAAAGUACAAGUUCCGCACAAUAUCUGAUUUUGAGAAAGUUAAUGGUGAGAUCCAAGAAUCUUUUGGAGGAAUAAUGACCGAAUGUGAUACUAAUACACCCACUGAACAUGUUCUCUCCCAAGAGGAUGCUGAAUGUUGCAUCUGCCUUUGUGCCUAUGAUGAUGGAACUGAACUGCGUGAACUUCCUUGCCAUCACCAUUUCCACUGCACCUGCAUAGACAAAUGGCUACAGAUCAAUGCCACCUGUCCACUCUGCAAGUUCAACAUUUUGAAGUCUGUCAGCCAAAGUGGCAGUGAAGAGGUAUAAAACGCAAGUUGUGUGUAACAGUUGUGACCAAAUUAUAUGUCCUGCUCCUAUGUACAUAUAGUGUACACCACGAAGAUUUCUCCAGCUGCUGGGUUCCAUUCCACGAGAGUCCAGAUGCGGCUUCAUGGUCGGCUUUGUUGAUGCUUCAUCUUUACUGCCUAGAGUGUUAGCAUGUAUUCCGACAACAAAAAAGUGUUAGCAUGUGUUCCGACAAAAACAAAAGGGUGUUAGCAUGUAUAUUGAGUUCUUUAUGUUGAAGGCAUUUAUGUAAUAUCUAAUAAAGAAAAGUUUUUAAUGUAA